AUGUCUCCCGCACUCACCUCAUAUCCAUCCUUCUCGCUGCCAUUUCCUCCCACCUCGGACUUGAACCAUCCUCGAUAUACAUACCAACCAUACUCGCCGCUCUCGUUUCUCAGCAAGCUCACGUUGAACCCAAUCUCAUCGGGGCUGCCAAAUUGGUCUGCCCCCUUGAGAGACGGAUUGCCCACGCCUCCCGCCGACAUGAACGGCGUGGCUUUGAACUCGCAGGUUGCUCCGUCGUCGACGUAUGCGUAUCAUCAUCACCAUCAUAACGGUCAAUAUGCGGCCAAAUCCUCGUCGAAUCGUGUUCCGCUAGCGAAUACCGUCUCGAAUGCGGCUCCGAAUUACCUACCUCCGUUGACCAAGCAGGUUGCGCAGGUGGAGGAGAGCGUUGAUACAAAAAGCAACAAGAGAAGUGAGAAGGAACCGUUACCGUCGUACUCGCAGAUUCCUACGUCUAUCAGAAAGAGUGGGGGGAAUCUACCCGAGUUCGCAGCUCAGAUUGCAUGCCUGUUCUGGUUUGAAAAGACAUCGAAACUCAAAAUGAUCGAGGAUUCUACACCACAGAAAUACACCCUUGUUCCGGAAGCGUUUCCUACAGUUGGAUUUCAGAAAUGGGUAUCGACUGUAUUGUCUACGACCCAAGUCAGUCAGAACGUUAUACUGCUGGCCUUGUUGUUCAUCUAUCGCCUGAAAAAGUUCAAUCCCGGAGUUCGUGGAAAGAAGGGGAGCGAGUUUCGAUUGAUGACGAUUGCGUUGAUGAUGGGUAACAAAUUCCUCGACGACAACACCUACACGAACAAAACAUGGGCCGAAGUUUCCGGAAUCACCGUGCAAGAAAUCCACAUCAUGGAAGUCGAGUUCCUCAGCAACGUUCGGUACAACUUAUUCGUCUCCAAAGAAGAAUGGACGCAGUGGCAUUCGAAGCUAGGUCGUUUCGCCAACUUUUUCGAAAAAGCUUCACGCAUGCCUCCAGAGAACGAGUUUGCCCCGACAACGCCUAUUCAUCAAAUCUCACCUACAGCAGAUGGUUCCAGGCGAUACAAUCAUCCUGUUUCACCAGCGUCGAAACUACCGUCUCCGCCGUCGACAAACCAUCUCCAACCGCAAACUCAAUUACAAACUCAAAUCCCGUCACGGUCGACAUGGAAUCCAGCUAGCGCCACUGCUACAACUCCUUAUAGACUCAACACAUCGCCACGAGCACUACCCAACUUGGAGUUCCCGCCGUACUCACGCAAACGCAACUGGGAGGAUGAUGUGGAAGAGAAUCCAAGCAAACGAGUGGCGGUGUCUAGCUACUCGGCGCCGAUGCCUGCUGUACCGGUUUCUGCGACUUCAAUGCCGUCUGUUCCCGUCCUCCCACCGGUCCUUGGUACAAACAUGCCUCUCUCGGUGCCGUCAUUGGCGAUUCCUGUGCCUCGUUUGAGUCAACCUACCACAUAUCAACCGGUUUCGACGGCUCUCAUUCCUCCUACAUUGCCUGCCGCUUCAAUGCCACAGCAACUUCCGCUCCCUCACGUGCGCGCGAUGUCGACUGUCUUCAACAAUCCUUCGUCAACAUGGUCACAACAAAUUCCGUCUUCCACCGUUGCGCCAGUUGUCCCAGCAGUACAAGCCUCGAACCCGAUGGCGCUGUACAACUCGACCGUAUCUCUUCCAGAUCCCAGUCGACGACAGUCUCCGUAUUCCGCGACGGUGUCAUCGGACGCAGUCUCACCGUCAUCUGCGUUCCACGUGCACACGCCUCAAAACCACCUUUCACCUUCAUUCUUCCUCGUCAACCGCAACUCACCCUACCGCCCCGUGCGAGCCGUCAACACUCUCCUUAUUCCGCCGCCAUCUGCAUCUCUCCAUCAACCUCGUCACCUAUCGAUGGACCAAAUGCAUUACCAACCUCUCGGCAAGAGUUUUACCGAACGUCGGACCGGCGUCCUUCCAUACCUCCAUCACGACGGACUACCGCAGGGAGUCAUUCCUCAACAACCGAAUUUCCUUCCCAGCCAAUACUAG
Molecule: messenger RNA, 2010 nt
Organism: Talaromyces marneffei
Lineage: Eukaryota; Fungi; Ascomycota; Eurotiomycetes; Eurotiales; Trichocomaceae
Exons: 3
Coding region: 1-2010 (669 amino acids)
Biological process (GO): regulation of cyclin-dependent protein serine/threonine kinase activity
Cellular component (GO): cyclin-dependent protein kinase holoenzyme complex; nucleus
Molecular function (GO): protein kinase binding; cyclin-dependent protein serine/threonine kinase regulator activity
Source: RefSeq, a predicted model, not a curated record